Molecule: messenger RNA, 242 nt
Organism: Paramecium primaurelia
Lineage: Eukaryota; Ciliophora; Oligohymenophorea; Peniculida; Parameciidae
Source: the annotation of a GenBank genome assembly
AUGUCCUAAAAAGAUAUAUUUGAAUUGCUGCUUCCUACUUUGGUAUUUGCAUCAGAACUCUUACCAUCUUAGAUGAUUUCUUAGGUGCUAUUGGUUCAAGUAUUUAUGAAUUUUAUAUAUAGUAAUUGGAACUGGCAUAGUUUUAUUUGUUACCAACAAUUUAUGGUUAUUUUCGAAACUCUUAAAAAAGAAAAGAAAGAAGGUACUUUUAAAUUGUUUUGAUGAUGUACAAUAUAUUAUGA